GUCGGGUUUCUCCCCCGCGAGCGAUACAUGUUGAGAUAUUCUUCGUCUUCGUGUGGUGUGACUUGUGUUUGAUUCUUUGCCCAUAACGGCUGCUGAUAGUAGGCUCCAUUGAUGAUGAUGCAAAUUAGGCCGUUCUUCUCCAAGUUUAACAUGAUUAUCAUAUUAAACCAACAAGCAAGAUCCUAUGCUCGUGACCCUUUUCUUAGUAAAGUUGCUCACUACCUGUACCGUGCCAAACUAAUAGACUCCAUUCGACUCGUUCUCCGAUCCAAUUGUCCCAACUCAGUCUCCAGUCUUCUAAACGAUCGUCUCCUUGACUCUUUCGUGGUCACUCAAGCGCUUCGUUCUGCCCCCUCUGCAGAUUCUGCCAUUUCUCUUGUGGAAGAGCUUGAAAAAGUUCAAGGUUUUUCACACACCAAGAACACCCUCCAUGCCCUGGCCACCGUGCUUGCCAAGUCAAACCGAGCUACAGAACUCAAGUCCCUCAUUAGCGCCAUUACUGCUGGGAGAUUCGGUAAUGUUCAUGUCAGCUUCAUGAACCUCAUGCAGUGGCAUGCUGCAGCUGGGGAUCUCGAGUCAGUUCUUGGGGUUUGGGAUAAGUAUAGACUCACUGCCAAUAAGCGUGCCUGCACUGAAUCAUAUAACAUUGUCAUGGCUCUGUACGCGAAAAAGGGUGAGGACUCUGAGGCGGUGAAGAUUUUCUACAGGAUGCUUGAUGAAGGGGCAAAUCCAAAUUGCAGAACUUAUACAGUUAUGAUCGAGCACCUUGUAAAUUCCGGGAAAUCAUUGGCAGCAAUGGAGGUUUUCAAAAUACUACCUUCGAUGCGGAUCAAACGCACUUUGAAACAGUACUCAAUUAUGAUUGAGAGCUUCAUUUACCUCAAACGGUUUGAAGAGGUCAAAACCUUGCUCAAUGAAAUGCAAGUUGAUGGAAUAUUGCCUAGUCGAGCCAUGUGUUUGUCGCUGCACCAGCUUGUGCAAGAAGGAUUCCUCAAGGAUGACGAGCUCUUUAAAGAAAGUUUAUCAGAUGAAAGAAUCAAGAACAUAGGGUAUUCUAUUGACAGUAGUGAUGAUGAUGAGGAUGAAAACGAGAAUUCAAGUAUUGCUUGUCAAUAUGAGGAUGGAAAACAGUUAAAACCCUGGCUGGACCCACGGGCUUUGGCAGUUGCCUUGCAGAAUUGGGGUCCCAGUGAGGUAUCAGCCCUUGAGGGUGCAAACUUUGUGUGGACAAGAAGGCUGGUCUGCAAGAUCCUAAGGAAUUUCAACUCCCCAGAAACUGCUUGGAAUUUCUUUUGUUGGGUUGCUUAUCAACCUGGAUUUACUCAUGAUAUGUACACAGUACAAAGAAUCAUGACUCUUCUUGCUCGUCAUGGAUGCACAGAAUUGGUUGAUAGGCUCAUCUCCAAGAUCAGAACAGAGGGAAUGAGACUGCCAUUCAGCACCAUAAGGCUAGUAAUCGACUUCUAUGGAAUCUCAAAGAAAGCUGAUGCUGCUCUGAAGGUUUUCAAUGUUGAUCGAAUACUUUGUGGGCCCAUAUCAAAUUUUCAUUUGAUGAUCCUCUAUUCCUCUCUUCUAAGAGCACUAACCAAGUGUGGAAGGAAUUCUGAUGCCCUGGAAACACUUGAGGAGAUGAUUUUGAAUGGAAUUUUCCCAGAUAUUCAGACGUUUUCUGGUCUAAUGCAACAUUUUGCAAACCUUGGAGACAUAAAAACAGUGCAGAAGCUCUUUACAAUGGUUAGGCAGAGUAGCUUAGAACCAGAUGCUUAUCUGUAUAAGGUACUAAUCCAAGGUUAUUGCAAGUCAGAAAGAGCAGCACUGGCAUGGAGGAUAUUUGAAGACAUGAAGAGUUCAGGUUUGAUGCCUGAUUCUGACACCAAAGAGUUGCUUGUGAAGAGCCUUUGGAAAGAAGGGAGAAGGAGGGAAGCUGCUGCUGUGCAAGAGGGUUGUGAGGAAAUAGAUGAGGUCCUUCCGCUUGCAUUGCGUGGUCAUGAAUGGUCUGUCAGCUCUGCAGAUCUCUCAAGAGUUUACAAUAUCUAUUCAGAAAGUUUUGCAUUGUUCAGCUAGAGUUAUAGAUAUGUAUAAGAGAUGAAUUCAUGGUACUUCAGCCACAUUGGCAGACAUCUUUUAGAAGGUAAAAGUCAUGCCCAACUUCGCAAACCGGGGAGGAAGAAGGGAUGUUGUUGAAGAGAGUUGAGGGGAAAUAAAUGAGGUCCAUCCUCUUGCAUUGCACGGUCAUAUAUGGUCUGUCUCUUGAAUCAAUUGUAGGAGUAACGAUAAAUGUGUGCAUAUUCACUUUUUGGCAGGAUCUGAGUUGUUAUCUAAAUGAACACUUGAUAUAGGCACUAUUAAGUUUGCUUAGUUAGGUUUUAGAAAAAUGAAAUUUGCUGAGUCUCAGAAUUGAAGAAUCUCUGGUCGAUCCUUGGACAUUUGCAUUUAGAGUCGGCAUCCACCUUUCAGAUUGCUUUGGAAAGGAAAUUGGUUCAUACAAGAGAAAAGUUGCAAGAUCCUUGUGUUAAUAGUUAGGUAAAACAACCAUGAUGCCUUUUGACACUUGACAGUUAACUGUAGGACUCUUAAACUUAGGAUGAAGGUUUUGUUGUAUUAGUUAUUUUUUUGAGUAAUUUCAAUUCCCAACCAAUUUGCCAAUGUAGUGCCAGGCCAAAAAAUCAACACGGCAGUGUUGCAAAUGCAGAAGCACCAAACUCAAAGUAGCCAUUUAUUACAAUUGAUGAUGUUUCAAAGGAAUUCGCAAAA
Messenger RNA from Prosopis cineraria, 2754 nucleotides. RefSeq names its product pentatricopeptide repeat-containing protein At5g66631. NCBI's taxonomy places the organism in Eukaryota, Viridiplantae, Streptophyta, Magnoliopsida, Fabales, Fabaceae. The transcript has 2 exons. Gene Ontology annotation, molecular function: protein binding. Bases 112 to 2064 code for a protein of 650 amino acids. The record is from RefSeq and is a predicted model, not a curated record.